UCUAGUGAUCAGAAGAUGGCGGCCAGCCCCCCGCGUCCGAGGUUCGACAUGAACUUGUACUCUUUUAUUAUGCCUUCUACGGCCAUGAAAAGCUUGCAUGUGAAUCAGAGACAGUCGAUCACGGUAGAAAUAAGAUGUUAUUUAAAAUGUAACAAUAUGCAUACAUCUAAUUUAUUAUGGAUGUUAAAAAGACAUGUGAUGUUGACUCAGGUCAAUCAAGGUUACAUCCAACAUUAGAAACAGGUACUGCACACGAGCCUGCAGGUUUGCGGUACUUAGAGAAGAUAUUGCAUGUUGAACCGUUAAUUGAUUAUGCUGAAAAUGUCUUCAUCGAAAAUGUGUCAGAUAUAAGCGACUUGUCGUCUGAUGAAAAUCAGGAUGAAAAAGAUGAAAGUAGGUGUCAUCAAAGAAAAAAUGGUUUUGUUAAAAAUAGCUAUAGAAAUGAAUUUGAUCUUGAAGAGUGGAAAGAAGAAAAAUUGAAGUUUUACAACUUGAAAUCAGUGGGGUCUGAACGAAAAUGGCUGGAGGAGAUACUGUUAAGCGAUGACAGUGAUGGUACUGAAAAUGAGUUAAAUGAUGCUGAUCUAAAGGAGAUGUUAAAACAUCACAAAUGGCAAAAGAAAAUAGGGAAGUCGUUUCAAAAAAAUCCAGCACAAUAUCAGGAUGACUUUUCAUUUUAUGGUUCUAGCCUAGUGUUGGAGCAUGAUAAAUAUCAUGAUAGACAGAAAAAACGGACUAAAAUUGACCAUAUAAUUAAGAAAAAGAAGAAGAAAAAGAAAUGUAAACUUGAAGGUAAAGCAUCAACAACAGCACAUGAAAAUAGUAAAAAACAAAAAAUAGUGGAAGCGAAGUUGCAGAAACAACUUUUACAACAAGAAAAAGAUAUAAAUUUUAGAAGGAAAAAGUUAUGGAAUUCAAUUGUUAAAAAAGAAAUUCCAAAGGCUAACAGGACUAGAAUGAAUACUAGAGGAACAGUGUUUCAAACACUGAAAAAGGUAGCACAAGCUUGCCAGAGAGAGAGGAGGAAAGAAGCGUUGCGUUCCCAAAAAAUAUCCAGGGAAUCUAUACCUAGAGCUAGAAAGAUGGCCAGAGAGAUGUUGCUUUACUGGAAACGUUUUGAUAAGGUUGAAAAGGAGCAUCGAAGGAAAGCUGAAAAAGAAGCCAUGGAGCAAAGAAGACAAGAUGAAGAAAUGAGGGAGAUGAAACGUCAACAAAGAAAACUGAACUUUUUAAUAACUCAAACAGAACUUUACGCUCAUUUUAUGGGGAAAAAAAUUAAAGGUGGAAAUCAAGAUGUGAGUGUACAGGAAGAAAUUUUAAAGAAACUUGACGAUGGACCAUCUAGUAUGUCCCAACGUUCCGUUCAAGGAGGCGUGCUGGUUAACAAUUCGAUUGAUGAUUAUGAUCCAGAUUCAAUGAAAGCACAGGCAUUACUUAAUGCACAGGAUGCUGUUCUCAAACAAGAAAAUAAGAUAUCUAUGUUUGGCAACAUUGAAAAGAAGUCAUCUCAACAAUCAUUUGACAACACAUUUAGUCUUGCUAAUCCGUCGUUACAAGAAAAGCAACAUCCACAACCAAAAACAUUUGAAGGGAAAUUAAAAACUUAUCAGUUAAAAGGAAUGAAUUGGCUUAUUAAUCUGUAUGAGCAAGGUAUCAACGGGAUUUUAGCUGAUGAGAUGGGACUUGGUAAAACUGUUCAAAGUAUUGUGUUUUUGGCUUAUCUGGCAGAGGUACACAAUAUAUGGGGACCAUUUUUGAUAGUUGCUCCAGCUUCAACACUGCAUAACUGGCAACAAGAAUUUACAAAGUUUUUGCCACGAUUCAAGGUGCUGCCAUAUUGGGGUGAUCCUGGUGACAGAAAAAGUCUUCGCAAGUUUUGGAAUCAAAAUUCAUCGUACAUGAAUGAUUCGAAAGAAAAUGCGCCUUUUCAUGUUCUUAUAACAAGUUAUCAACUGGUUGUACAAGAUGUAAAAUAUUUCCAGCGAAUAAGAUGGCAGUAUUUAGUAUUGGACGAAGCACAUGCUAUUAAAAGCAGCUCAAGUAUCCGAUGGAAAAUCCUCUUGGGAUAUAAUUGUAGAAACCGAUUACUACUGACUGGAACUCCUAUUCAAAAUUCAAUGGCAGAGCUAUGGGCUUUACUACAUUUUAUUAUGCCAACGCUGUUUGAUAGUCAUGAUGAAUUUAAUGAAUGGUUUUCAAAAGAUAUUGAGAACCAUGCAUCAGAGAAAAAGCCAAGUCUUGACCAAAAUCAAUUGUCUAGACUCCAUAUGAUUUUAAAACCCUUCAUGUUGAGAAGAAUUAAAAAAGAUGUCGAAAAUGAAUUAUCAGAAAAGAUUGAAAUAAAAGUUAUAUGUGACAUGUCUUCUCGUCAAAAAUUAUUUUACCAAGCUGUGAAAAAUAAGAUCUUGUUUGAAGACUUACUCCAAUCUGCCACGUCCACUGCAGAAACUAAAUCUAGCUCUCUCCUCAUGAACUUGGUGAUGCAAUUCCGUAAGGUUUGCAAUCAUCCUGAACUGUUUGAACGAAAAGAACCAAGAUCUGGUUUUCAAUUUUGUCUGCCUCCAUUGGUUAUAUCUAAAACAUUUUAUCGUGAUGGUUUUUUACCAGAACUUCCCUACGACAAGGUGGCACUUUUUGAGCGCUGCUUUCAAAUUUGGAGUCAAGAAUAUAUGCAUCACUCUUUAUCCAGCGAGGGUGGAUGUUUUGGUUUUACACGUUUUAUCAAUUUGUCUCCUGCUGAUUGUGUGUCUCUGUUUAAAAACAUUAUUGCUAGGCUUUUACACGUUUUACUGACUCUGAAAACAAUGCAGAAACUGAAUCACCAAACAAUGUGGAGAACGAAAACGAAGAGCAAAAAGUCAACAAAAUACCUGAGUCGGCGAGACCUCCUUAUAUUUCAACCGACAACAUACCACGAUCCUGAAGUUAAUAAUGGACUGUAUAGUGACUUGUUUUUCACCAGACCUAACUCAAGUUUUUGUGGUCAUAAAAGAUGUCUUAUAUCCGAAAUUAAAAGUACAAAAAAUGAAGCAACUUUGAACAGGAUGGAGAAAGAACCAGAAAUUAGGGAAUGUGUUCCUGUCUAUUACCCUGCAUUUCUUACUUCCUACUAUCCAAAGGUUGAAUCAUGUCAAAGAAAAGUAUAUUGUAGCGACCGAAGUGCUGCAUAUAAAUAUUCUGCAUCAGGGUGUUCUGAACUUACAAAAGUUCUUCGAUCUGGCUUUGAAACUUUCACCUCUCGUGAGCGCAAAUGUCUCUUAUUUCCUCCACCUUUGCAAGGAUUGGAUGCAAUGCGUCCACAAGAAGGAUGGAUGAAAGUAAAAAUUCCAGACCGUUCAACUUUAUUAUCAGAUAGUGGAAAACUUAUGGUACUCGACCAAUUGUUAACUCGAUUAAAGCCGGAAGGACAUCGAGUUUUGAUCUAUUCACAGAUGACUAAAAUGAUCGACAUAUUGGAGGAAUUUAUGAACUUCAGACAGCACUCUUACAUGAGACUUGACGGUUCAUCGAAAAUUUGCGAUCGAAGAGAUAUGGUUGCUGAUUUUCAAUCAAAGGAGGAUAUAUUUGCAUUUUUGUUGAGUACACGCGCUGGUGGUUUAGGGAUCAAUCUCACAGCUGCUGAUACGGUGAUAUUUUACGACAGUGAUUGGAAUCCUACUGUUGAUCAACAGGCGAUGGAUAGAGCGCAUCGACUUGGACAAACUAGACAGGUCACAGUAUAUCGUCUUGUUACCAAGGGAACAGUGGAAGAAAAAAUUUUAAAUCGUGCAAAAGAGAAAAGUGAAAUUCAAAACAUAGUUAUCUCUGGUGGUCAGUUUAAUAAAGAUGUGUUGAGACCAAAAGAAGUUGUAUCAUUGCUGUUGGAUGAUGCUGAGCUCGAAGCAAAAUUGAAACAACGUCAAUACGAGAAAAAACUUGCGGAAGAAAGCGGAAAGCGACCUGGAAGAAAACGAAAACAAGUGGAUCAAAAUAAUACACAGGAUUCAUCAUCUUUAAAAGUCGGCAAAAAAAUAAACAACGGAUUAAACGACGACGCUUCGUCUGUUGUUAGCGAAAACUCCAUGAGUGGAUUCGAACCAAUUGGACUCGACGAAAAUAGCUUAUCCAGCCUCGACUUUGCCAAUCCUAUCAUGGAUGAAGAUUCUACAACAGAAAGUUCGUCUCGACCUCCUUCCACCACUCCAUUUGCUCAAACAACCUCGAACAACAAGUCUGGCACACCUGGUCGUAAAAGAGGAAGAGGCAGAGGAAGUUCGACUGGUCGUGGAAGGGGAAAAUCUAAAUCAGGGACGCUUGCUCUGGCAGCCGCUUCAGCUGCAGCUGCUGCCGGUGCUGCUGCUGGUUCUGCAGCGGCUUACGCAGCGUAUGGAUAUUCUUUCCAAGCAUCCAACAAAACAAAUUAAUAGAUAUUUUAUGUUAUCUUCACGUUCUAUGUACCAUGUUUCAUAUUUUCUACGCGUUGGCGAAAAGAUUUUUAUUACAGAA
This is a messenger RNA of Hydractinia symbiolongicarpus, 4485 nucleotides long. RefSeq names its product chromatin-remodeling ATPase INO80-like. The record is from RefSeq and is a predicted model, not a curated record. Lineage: Eukaryota; Metazoa; Cnidaria; Hydrozoa; Anthoathecata; Hydractiniidae. Gene Ontology annotation, biological process: DNA repair. Gene Ontology annotation, cellular component: Ino80 complex. The transcript is spliced from 34 exons. The coding region runs from base 177 to 4403 and encodes 1408 amino acids. Gene Ontology annotation, molecular function: ATP binding; DNA binding; ATP hydrolysis activity.